CUUGGUAUGCUCCAAGAUGGCGGCCCCCAUGGCGAGGUGCGGGAUCCUCCUGGCGUGGAGAGUGCCUGUGACUCGACUCUCCCUGGCAGGUAAAAGAUGUCUGCUUUCUGCAGCAUAUGUAGACAGCCACAAAUGGGAAGCAAGAGAAAAAGAAGAUUGUCACCUCGCUGAUCUAGCAUCUUUAAUGGAUAAAACAUAUGAGAAAAAGUUGCCUGUUAGUUCUUUAACAAUAUCACGGUUUGUGGACAACAUUUCAUCUCGAGAAGAGAUAGAUCAUGCAGAGUAUUACCUUUACAAAUUCCGACACAGCCCCAACUGCUGGUACCUGAGAGACUGGACUAUCCACACCUGGAUCAGGCAGUGCCUGAAAUACGGCGCGCAGGACAAAGCCUUAUAUACCCUUGUGAAUAAAGUUCAAUAUGGAAUUUUUCCAGAUAACUUUACAUUCAAUUUACUGAUGGAUUAUUUCAUAAAGAAAGACAAUUACAAAGAUGCUUUAUCUGUGGUUUUUGAGGUCAUGAUGCAAGAAGCCUUUGAAGUGCCUUCCACCCAACUUCUCUCCCUCCAUGUUUUACACCAUUGUCUGGCAAAGAAGACAGACUUCACUUGGGAAGAGGAGAGGAACUUCGGUGCUUCCCUGUUACUCCCAGGCCUGAAGCAGAAGAACGCGGUGGGGUUGAGUUCUCAGUUGUAUGGCUAUGCGCUUCUUGGGAAGGUGGAGUUGCAGCAAGGGCUGCGGGCUGUGUACCACAACAUGCCCCUGCUGUGGCGGCCCGGAUACCUUGACAGAGCCCUUCAGGUGAUGGAGAAGGUGGCCUCCUCCCCAGAGGAUGGAAAGCUGUGCGGAGAAGCGCUCGAUGUGCUGGACAGAGUCCUGAAGGCCCUGAGUGCCCCGGCCCCUGGCUCUUCGGAGGAACGGCCCCGUGAAGGGGAGGACAGCCAGCGGCCAGAGGAGCUGAUGGAGCAGCUGGACGUGGAGGAAACCGAACAGUCCAAGCUCCCCCGGUACCGGGAACGAUUUAAGGCCUUACAUUCUCAGCUGCAGGCUCUGGGCAGAGUUGAGUCAAGAAGCCUUUUGACUCUGACCACUCAGCUCAUCGAAGAACAGCUCCCCGCCUGCGAAGCAGAGGACAUCGCCGCCUAUGAGCAGAAGCUGCAGCAGUGGCAUCAGGAGCGGCUGUACUUGAUCCAGAGGGAACAGGAGCAGAGAAAGCGAGCGAAGCAGGAGCACCAGGCUCGGAGGGCAGCAAAGGCGUCCGCCUGACGGCCCCACGGGCCCCAGCCCGCCACAGGGGCCGCACUGGCCCCCGUCAUGGGACUGACUCAUCGCCACCGUGAUGGCCGCCUCAGCUCCUCCAUCUGUCUCCUCCCUUCCUUAAAGCCGGCCACUCAUGGUAUAAAAGCCAUGAUGUUCCAUACAUGCAGGCCCUGUGACUGCCCGUCCAUAUAGUUCCAAGGGCUGUGGGGCUAUGAAAGGGGCUAGUGGUGAGACUGAAGCCACCAGCCGAACACCUCAGGAGGAGCUCUUUAGGUUUAUGGUGGAGUUCCUGAGGGACGGGCCGAUUUUGAACACUGAAGGUUCCUGACACCUUGCGAUGGUGGCGGGAGAGGUCAUGGUUUUAAGAAUCAGGUCUCCGGUACAGGCUUUUGACUGGUCUCUCUCCCCCCAGCCAACGCAAACUGCAUGUCCUGGGACCUCGUCCCCCUUCUCCCUGGGGCAGGCACUCAGCCUGAGCAGGGUGUGGGUGCCCGCUCAUCCCCACACUUCCCUUCCCCCGUGUCUCACCUUCAGACCCAACUUUGAGAAGUUCAGUGCAGGACGAAACACAAGACCCACUUACUGGCUUUCAAAUUUUAGGAACCUGUAGUGGCAUUUUUGGAAUGUAAAGACUUUUGAGGAGAAAGCUAGGCUCCUUGGCCAGAAGCUUCUCAAUCGUGUUGGAGUAACUUUUUUCCAACACUUUUUCUCAGCUUCGUUAAGUGGAUCAGUCGAGCCUUUCAUGCAGGCACAUGCACACGUCCAACCUGUGAACACACCUUUCAGUGACAGAAGCUGGAGAAAAGGAGAGCUGGGAUGGGGCUUACAGUGCCUGGGAGACAUGGACAAUUGCAACUCUCUCGGGAGGCAGAAAAUUCCUGAAGUUUCUAAGUGACAGGAUUUGGGGAGAGCUCUGGCUUGCUAUGUAAUUUUGCCUUUAAGUACAGUGGUGUACUUUUAUUCAGGAUUCUGUUCUUUUAUCAGGAACCUAUGGAAAUAAAUGUU
Molecule: messenger RNA, 2263 nt
Organism: Pteronotus mesoamericanus
Lineage: Eukaryota; Metazoa; Chordata; Mammalia; Chiroptera; Mormoopidae
Gene: MRPS27
Product: mitochondrial ribosomal protein S27
Exons: 11
Coding region: 17-1264 (415 amino acids)
Cellular component (GO): mitochondrion
Molecular function (GO): protein binding
Source: RefSeq, a predicted model, not a curated record